UUCUCCCCCAAGUCUGAUUUCGACCAAAUUUGCUCCUUCCCUCCGUUGCCCUCCGCCUCUGUAUUCAUCUCUGUAUUCUGUUGAAGUAAAUAUUUUGCAAAUUUGUCAACGCCGAUAUUCAAAUGAUAGGAAGCUAACAAUAUUUUUGUGACACAUAAUGGAAGCCAACUGAAAAGAACAGCAAUUACGAUAUCAACUUCUGGGCCAAUCACCAUCCUGAGCUGGUCUUGCAAAGUAUCGCAGUACUUCCUUCACAUGACCGAGUCUAAAGGUCCAUUCAUAUAGGAUUUUGUAUCUCUCAUAUGGCGGUGACUACAGCGGUCUCCAGACGUACUGAAAAUGCAUAAAGGUUCCACGGUUUCACGUAAUGGGGAGGCUGAUGAGCUCCUUGACAUCUCCCUAAAGAUGGGUACUGCCGAGGGGUCCUUCAAGAUGGUGGACACAGGCAAAAUGAUUUUCACCGAAGAGGAGCAGAAGAGUAUCGAAUGUGGUUUAGGAUUCUUCAGACCUCGGUGGCUUCAGAUAUUUGCCUGCAAACCGGUUCCCAUCAUGGCCUUUUCGGCGGCGAGCAUCGUACAAGGAAUGUUUUUCACCUACACGGUUGCUGUCAUUUCCACCCUUGAGAAGAGGUUUAAGCUGACCAGUCUGCAAAUAGGUAUAGUCCUCGCUGGAAACGACAUAUCGGCUAUCAUGUUCGCUCCUUUCCUUGGAUAUUAUUUAAAUUCCCGACACAGGCCUCGAUGGUUAGGCUUAGGUAUCCUCAUGACUGCUGUUUCUUGUUUUAUGACUGCCCUUCCUCACUUCAUAUAUGGUCCCGGGGAGGUAUUUGAGGAAGAACUGGUCGCCGAAGACGAAGCCAAAUUUAAUGUCAGUGAAUCUUAUUACGUCCCAGAGAUGGAGGGUUUAUGUGGUUUCAAGAGAGAAGGAGACCCCUGCUCUGCGCAAGAGGAUAGAGGAAAAGAAAAGUUGUCCGCCUUGGGACCAUUGGUCAUUAUUUUUGUCUCUCAGUUCAUUGCUGGUAUAUCUAUGAGCGUCUUCUACUGCAUAGGUAUUAGCUAUGUGGAUGACAACGUUAGCAAAAAGACUACGUCAGUUUAUUACAGUACAUACCUACUGCUGAGAACACUCGGACCUACCCUAGGAUUUCUUUUAGGAGGAAAGUGUUUGGAAUACUGGAUUGUCCUACACAAGACUCCGAGCUUUUCCACUAAGGAUCCUAGAUGGCUCGGUGCCUGGUGGCUUGGUUUUCUGAUUAUUGGCAGCGUUCUAGUCGUGAUUGGCAUUGGCUUCGCCUUCCUCCCUUUUCAACUGCCGGCUACACUUAUGAGAAAGAAAAGGAAAUUAAUGAAUUUAAACAUGAAAGACGAAGGGAGGAGAACAGCAAAUGAUGCCAAGUAUAUUUACAAUUUAAUGCUAAAGGGUCAAAGACAAAUUACUAAGCCAACACUGAAAAACAUGAUGAGAGUGACGAAAAAGCUGUUCGGCAACAAGGUCUGGCUGGCCAAUGCUUAUAACUUAUCGGUGUUUCUAAUGGCUGUCAGUGGCUACAAGAUCUUCAUGCCAAAGUACAUGGAGAAUCAGUUUCGUCAGAGCGCCAGUGAUGCUAACUUUUACGUAGGAGCGGUCAGUCUGUCAGCAACUUGUCUGGGUACAGUGAUUGCUGGAGCUGUUCUGAGGUUCGCAAGGCCCGGUCCUCGAGUCGUCAUUGGGUUUAACAUCUUCGUUACGAUUUUAUUCUGCUUUCUCUAUCUUCUGAAGAUGCUGGUCAAGUGCCCUCCUCUUGAGGCGUCUGGGUCACCUUUGGAUGGUGGACUUGGAUGUUCUUCUAGUUGCAUCUGCAUUACGAAGUUUUCUCCCGUGUGUUCGGAGGACAACACAACUCUGUUUUACUCUCCUUGCUCUGCUGGGUGUACGAUGGUGGAUGUGUCUGUUAAUCCUAAGGUAUAUGGCGGAUGCACUUGUAUAAGAAAUAAUUCAACCUUUACUUCGCAUUCACCCACAUCUGGUGCUGUAUCCAUACAAAACCGGGGAAGGCCUCAAUUUGGAACCGCCACAAAAGGUUACUGUCCAGAAUCUUGUGAUGCCAUCCUUUACUAUCUGGUGUUGGAAACGAUCGGCACAACUGCUCUUGCAACAGGGAAGAUUGGCACUACGAUUAUUCACUUAAGUAGAUGAAACCUGUUCACAUGGAACAAGCACACGGAGGCCACUGACUUGACACUCAUGCUUCCAAGAAUGUUGGUUUCAACCUCCCACCGCGAACCCUACACUGCAACAGUAAUUGAUCACUAUACAGUCAGUGAUUUUUCAUCGGCCUGGGGAAGACGCGAACCCGCGACAUCUGAGUGGCAUCUACACGACACUAACCACUGUACCAUCGACCAGCAAUCAAUCGUUAAAGUUGACUGUCCGACAAUGAGCGUUAUAAAUAAUCUGUUUUCCCCAUUAAACUCAAUUGGCCCUUUGAUGAUCGAAGUGUUUUUUUGGCGUUCAGCCGUUGCUUAUGAAGCCUUUGAUGCUUUAUCUGUUUUAACUAAAUCUGCCCUUUCAUUUAGAGUGGCCUUCUUUCAUUAAGCAUAUGAUAAAAGUAUUAUCUUUUUGGUAAGUUUGUUGUCUAUUUACAGGAAGUCAAAUGAAAAAAAAAGGGCCAAUUAAUGGAUUUUAUGAAGAGCUUUUUAUAGGAAGUUAUAUUUCAGCUUUCUCUGUCAGUUUCAUGUUGAUUGAACUGUGUGAGACCGAGGAAACAAAAUAUCUGGCGAAGCUGGUGGCGGGAAUUUCAGCACUUCUGACACGACUUCACACCGAUUUAUUUGGCUUUUGUGAUCCUUCGCUUAUUUUCUCGUUUUUUGUGUAUUUGUAAAUAUCCAUUUCUAUCUAUUUUGUUUUUCUUUAUUUGACAAUGGGUAAUCUAGAGUUUAAAGCUUGCCACGCAGAUUUCACGUCUUUAAGCAUCAUGUGUAAAUCAGGAAUAAUAACAAAACUGGUUGGUUAAUUUUGCUGCUGUUUUUGAAAAAGACAUUGUCUAAAUCAAAAUAAGAAAUCUAAUCUUAAAAUGGUUUAUUUAGCGGUGAAUCGCUCAGCGUUUAGCCUUCUUUAGGCCUCCUCUUUGAAAGUGAUCACAAUGCUUGAUUGGUAACUUUUGUAUGGUGUUUGUGGAAGGUCCAAUUCUCUUAAAAAUAGGCCAACAGCUGAGCCAUUUGAUGAUUAUUAGUUUUAAAAGGAAAUCUUCUCUUAGCUCCUUUAGCUUAGAAGUAUGUGAAAUUAUCAUGAAUCUUGUAUUACGUCAUGUUCCUUCAUAACUCCACUUUAUAACACUACUUGCAGUCAGUGAACUAGAGAUCCAGGUGUGCCUAACGCUUGCAAUUAGAUCAUAUCCCCCGAUUCCUCUUUAUUUUCUGAGUUUUUAUCAUAUCUUUGGAAUUCAGACUGCCAUACGUCAUAUGGGCUUCUAUCAUAUGCAAGUUCACUGAAUGCAACUACUAACACUUUUUCUGUAUAUGAAAACAGAAAGAGCGUUUACUUACUAAUAGACCUUUGCGUAGUCAUCGGAAUAUAUUGAGAAAUAAAUGGUAAAACAAUUUCUCCAACAUUCUUCACAAACAAACUUACGUAUGCUGACA
This is a messenger RNA of Macrobrachium nipponense, 3620 nucleotides long. Its product is annotated as solute carrier organic anion transporter family member 74D-like. Gene Ontology annotation, biological process: transmembrane transport; sodium-independent organic anion transport. NCBI's taxonomy places the organism in Eukaryota, Metazoa, Arthropoda, Malacostraca, Decapoda, Palaemonidae. The record is from RefSeq and is a predicted model, not a curated record. Gene Ontology annotation, cellular component: plasma membrane. Gene Ontology annotation, molecular function: protein binding. Bases 340 to 2175 code for a protein of 611 amino acids. The transcript has 13 exons.